Molecule: messenger RNA, 598 nt
Organism: Cladocopium goreaui
Lineage: Eukaryota; Dinophyceae; Suessiales; Symbiodiniaceae
Source: the annotation of a GenBank genome assembly
GAUCUCUCGUGCAGUCAGCCAUGGCUGUGGAAAUCUUGUCUCGACAAGCAUCUCCUGUGGAUGGUUUGCUCACAUUGCUGAAAAGUUCUCGAUCUGCAGUGCGGAUAUCAACAUUACUCCAGAUUGGCAAAAUUGACCCCUCCAGAGCAGCGCAGUUUCAGCUAGAUUUGCAGGUCGUGGAGAUGCUUCGUGACUCAGAUUCUGGGGUGCAAGCACAAGCUUUGCUGACCCUCAGCAAGCAAGGUGAACGAGGUGCUAGACAUUGCCAUCAAAUUGUGCGGAAACUCUCUCAUCCAGUCAAGGACGUCCAACUAGCUGCACUGCAAGCUUUGGGUGAUCUUGGACCUCUUGCAGCUUCAACUUCCACAGAUGUUUUGGGAGUGCUGCAGGGCAACCAGGAUCCUGCUCUUGUGGCUGCGGCAGCCUUGGCCAUUGGCAAAAUGAAGGUGAGCUCCGCAGCGGACAAGGUUGCUGCAAAACUUGACGGCCCUUAUUCCGAAGUGGUGAAGGCAGCUUGUGCCGGGCUGUCGUCCAUGGACCGACGCGUAGAUGCCAUUGGCCAAGUUCUGCUUUCCCACCGAGACACUUCGGUGAAGGC